UAGAAUAUGCUUUGAAAUUAAUUGUUUCCGAAAAAUAGAUAGAUAUAUAACAUGGGAUGUGUUGUUAGUAGCAAGUAUACUCCCCCUCGAAACCGAAACCGGAGCCGCCAUGUUGAGAGGUUGAAAGAUGAGUAUUCAAACGGCGGCUCUUCACUCAAACCAAUCAUCAGACAUAACAAGAAUUAUUCAUCCAAGCACUCAGAAGUUGAGACUAAGAAGAGAGUUGUGAUUGUGAAGACUACUACUACAUCAGUUGACAGUGCUGGAGGAGGAGAAGGAGAAAGGAAUGAUGAUAAGAUACAGGGUGCAGCAGUUGGAGAUAUUUUUGAUGAUAAGUCUGAGGAGGAGAAAAGGAAGAUGAAAAUUGCAAGCUAUGAAGUUAAAGUGGGAGAGGGUGAAUGGCCAAAAUGGCUAGUUGAUAAUAUCUCUGAAGACGUUUUGGCUACUUUGAUUCGUAAGACUGCUGAUUCAUAUGAAAAACUAGGAAAGGUAGGACGUGGAACAUAUAGCAAUGUAUACAAAGCUAGAGAUAAGGACAGUGGAAAGAUAGUUGCUUUGAAGAAGGUAAGAUUUGACACUUCAGAUUCUGAAAGCAUCAAGUUUAUGGCAAGAGAGAUUAUGAUAAUACAAACGUUGGAUCAUCCAAAUAUCAUCAAACUUGAAGGACUGGCAACAUCAAGGAUGCAAUAUAGUCUUUAUCUUGUCUUUGAAUACAUGCAAUGUGACCUUACUAGAGUUAUCUCACGCCCUGGAGAAAGACUCAAUGAACCACAGAUAAAAUGUUACAUGCAACAGCUGCUUUUGGGACUCCAGCAUUGUCACGAGAGGGGAGUUAUGCACCGAGAUAUUAAAGCUUCUAAUCUGUUAAUAAAUAAACAAGGAGUGCUAAAAAUUGCUGAUUUUGGUCUUGCAAAUUCUUUAAAAAUUAAACCUAAAGGGCCUCUUACAAAUAGAGUUGUAACACUUUGGUAUAGAGCUCCUGAACUUCUUUUAGGUUCAAUUGAUUACGAUUAUAGCAUUGAUAUAUGGAGUGUAGGUUGCUUGUUGGCUGAGAUGUUUGUUGGAAGACCAAUUAUGCCCGGGAGGACUGAGAUUGAACAACUCCAUAUGAUAGUUAAACUUUGUGGUUCACCUUCAGAGGAUUACUUGUCAAAAAUGAAGCUAAAGACAAGCUUCCGUACACCACAACGUUAUAAAGCUAGUUUUGAAGAAAACUUUAAGGAUUUCCCUUCAUCUGCACUUAGUCUCUUGACUACACUUCUUAAUCUUGACUCUCAACAGCGUGGCACUGCUGCCUCUGCUCUUGAAACUGAUUUCUUCAAAUCUAGUCCCUUAGCAUGUGACCUUUCGGAAUUACCGGUGAUAAUUAACAGAGGCGAUGAUGAACGCUCACAUAUUAAAAGACGCAAAAGGCGCAAAGGGAAAAAGGGGCAACUAUCUAAAAGAAGUGCAAGCAAUUUAAGCCUGUCAGGAAUGAUCCAGGCGGCUGAACAAGGCAAGACAGAUUCAGAACAAUCAAAGGAGGAAAAGAGUAUAGGACAUAACAUGCUAGAACAGGAAACAGGGAAUAGUGGAAGCAGCAAAGCAUCAUCAGUAUUUACUAACGAAAGGAGCAUGAAUGCAUCUAUAUCCCCAGUUUUUCCCUCUAGCAGGAAAAUAUCCCCCAAAACUGAAGGUCAUCCUAAUGCUCUUAAGAAUAUAAAGAACUACCCACUCUUACAUGCAUCUAUACUUGAUAUGAUAAACCCCAAAGAAGGCAACGAUUUUGGUCAGUUUCGUAGGUCCUUCUCGACAUUGGAUUUUCGGCUUGAUCCAAAUAAGCUAUCGAGUCUCUAUGGAUCAAAUAGUACGUUGGACCGUGAAGUUUGACCUUAUUCUAUAAUUCACAUGGUUUAAAGUGGUCUACAGUUUCAACAUUUUAGUUCUCAUACCAUAGUAAUGGAAGGGGAAAUGAAGAGAUGAAGUGCAGAGGAUCUCCCCUCAGAUAUAUAUGACAUAUGAUCGUAUGGAAGUUAGCUGAAAGUCAAAAGUCCACGGGACCUCCUGCCAAGUCCAUGAUUGUACACAACCAUCAUGAUUCAUUUCUAUACGUUCAAAUGAGAUGCAAUUUAGAAA
Messenger RNA from Medicago truncatula (barrel medic), 2115 nucleotides. Its product is annotated as probable serine/threonine-protein kinase At1g54610. Lineage: Eukaryota; Viridiplantae; Streptophyta; Magnoliopsida; Fabales; Fabaceae. The coding region runs from base 52 to 1869 and encodes 605 amino acids. The record is from RefSeq and is a predicted model, not a curated record. The transcript has 7 exons. Gene Ontology annotation, molecular function: RNA polymerase II CTD heptapeptide repeat kinase activity; ATP binding. Gene Ontology annotation, biological process: protein phosphorylation; positive regulation of transcription elongation by RNA polymerase II. Gene Ontology annotation, cellular component: nucleus; cyclin-dependent protein kinase holoenzyme complex.